Tetrahymena thermophila SB210 is the source of this 756-nucleotide messenger RNA. Its product is annotated as acetyltransferase (GNAT) domain protein. NCBI's taxonomy places the organism in Eukaryota, Ciliophora, Oligohymenophorea, Hymenostomatida, Tetrahymenidae. The record is from RefSeq and is a predicted model, not a curated record. The transcript is spliced from 2 exons. Gene Ontology annotation, molecular function: N-acetyltransferase activity.
AUGGCAGAUUCAAUUAAAAUAGUUCAAUUUUAGGAUAAGUAUAAGGACUAAGUGGUUGACUUAGUAAAAAGAGAAACAGCUGCAAAUGUAGGUGUCAAGAGGCUAAAGUGGAUAACUCUUUUUUUCAAAAGAAAUGGAUUUAUUGUCAGUACCGUUUAUGUGAUGACUACCGUUUAUAUUUUUAACUUUUUAUUAGGCUUAUUCACCAGCAAAAAUAACAUCUUUGUCUCAGCUAUAAUACUCGCUUCUUUUAUCUUCUUUGUGAUAUUACCUUAGCUAUCAAAAAAACUUGCUAAGCAAGCAGUUCAUUACUCAGAAUCUAUUGCUGAAAAUGAUCUCGAUGAUAUUAAAGGCACCUAUUUAGCAUAAGAUGACAAAAACUUCUGGGUUGCUAUCGAUGAAUAUGAUAAUGUUUGUGGAUGUGUUUCUCUUUCAAAUUAAAUGCCCAUGGAAACAUAGUAUCAUUUAGGAAAAUAUAUCAAAGAAAACGAUGGUAUUAAGGUAGCAGAAAUUAAGAGAAUGGCUGUCAAUCCUAACUAUAGAAGAAGAGGUAUUGGAAGUAAGUUGUGUAAUGAAGCUGUAAAUUUUGCAAAAUAAAAAAAUUUUAGAGCUAUUGUAAACACAACAGUAACUCUCAAUUAACCCUUAAUUGGUUUAUAUAAAAAGGCUGGAUUCUUUAAGGUAUCCUCAUUCUUCUUCUAAGUUUUAUGGAAAAUUUUUGGUAUUUAAGUUGAAGUUUAUCUUAAACUUUUAUGA